AUGCACGUUGAUCAACGUAAGGAAGGAGGGAAGAGCAAAUCUAAAGAGGUCGGAUUGGGGGUUUCGAUAGACGAUUAUGGUGGGAGGUCGAUUGGGAGUAUUUUUCCGAGAGCUGUGAAAAAGAGCGCCCCAGAGAAUAAGGUUAGCAAUUAUUUCACAGUUAUACAAAUAUCAUAUGAAGAUCUACCACUGUCGGAAGACGGUGGCCAUUGUAGACGGAGUUUGGAUGGUUUGUGGAGUGCUGUUUGCGAUCGAGGAGCAGAAGAGCAGAAGGGAGAAGUGAGAACUGCGGCCACCGAAUAUCUCCAGGCCAAUCUUCGUAUGUUCCAGCAAGCUCCGGUUACCUCUAUCAUCUCCUCCACGCUUUGA
Molecule: messenger RNA, 369 nt
Organism: Paracoccidioides brasiliensis Pb18
Exons: 2
Coding region: 1-369 (122 amino acids)
Source: RefSeq, a predicted model, not a curated record